CACCCACCACCAUAUAUUUGCCGGAUUCGUAACGGUUAUGUAUUCUCUCUCUCUCUCUCACGCAGCACACACAAACUCACACACACGAUAACCUGAAUUAAGCUGGUAGUAGGGAUUUGACAGUGUAAAAAUGGUAACCGCCGUCGCGUCCACCCCCACCCAGCAGCCGCCGCAGAACGGCAGGCGGCCUGUGUUGCUUCCCUCUGAUCCCGGCAAUGUGCAUCCUCGCCGACCCAAAGCCCGCGAAAUCACCUCCCGCUACUUGUCCCUCUCGACCUCCUCCUCCGCGUCUUCUUCCUCAACAUCCACGACCUCGUCCUCCGUGAAAUCCGGGCCAUCAAUUUCCUCCAUAAGGUCUCAGUCUCCGAUACUCGGGUGCAGGACCGCAACCACCACCCCCAGGAGCCAACAGCGCGCGGUGUCCGCCGAGAGACGCCGUUCGCCGCUGUCCAGCGCGGAGAAGAUGUUGGUGACGCCGGCGCGGAGCCUCUCUGUCUCGUUUCAGGGGGAAUCGUGCGUGUUGACGGCGAGUAAGGUGAAGCCGCCUCCCACGGCGGCGGUGGCUGAAGCUUUGGUAGGUCUGAGAAAAGCUACCCCGGAGAGGAGGAAAUUGGGGAUAACGACGCCCGCGGUAGAUUGUGGAGAGAAGAAUAGGGAGAAUUCCAAGCCGACUGGCCAGCAACAACUUCAGCAACUUCGCUGGCCAGGAAGAUUACGUGUGGAGAAUUCGAGUUUGUUGGCCCGGAGUUUGGAUCACGGUUCAGAGAAAGCGAAAUUGAGUGGAUCAGGGUCUGUUCUCCGGGAGCUGAGGAAGUCUGUUACUGAAUUGAAGCUUAAGAAUGACAUUGAAGAGACUCGAGGAACAAGUGAGGUUGGAAAAGGACAGAGAUUACAGAAGCCGUUGAAUUCAGAUGUUGGGAGUAUACACACAAUUCAACUGGGUAAAAGGGUACAUAAAGCACCAGAACCCGCUUCACCUUUGUCAAAUGGAACAUUAGGUCCUUCAAAAUUCACUCUGCAGAAGAAAUUUUCAAAUAACAGUCCUGUAUCUUCCCCUCGAGAAGUUUACCCCUCUUGGGGAUUAUCACCUGUUCGAACAAGUGUAAGAGCGGCUUCCCCAUGCAGGGCCUUGAGUUCAUCAAGUGGUGCUGUUUUGAGGGGUAUUGUUAGUCCAUCAAGGGUUAGAAGCAAAACAGGGAGUUCGAUGAAUGGUGAUAAGACGUGCUGCAUGCCAUCUGCAUUAAGCUAUGCCACUGAUGUUAGGAGAGGGAAGUUGGGAGAGAACCGAACAGCGGAUGCACGCGAGUUGAUGCUACUCUAUAAUCGGCUUUUGCAGUGGAGGUUAGCAAAUGCAAAGGCCGAGAAUACCAUGAUGGUGCAAAGAUACACGGCAGAGAGAAGCCUCUAUGAUGCUUGGAUGACUACCUUUGAAUUGCGACAUUCGGUUAUCUCCAAACAAAUUGAGUUGCAAUUGCUGAGACAUAGUCACAAACUUUAUUCUAUACUGAAGAAACAAGAGCCACAUUUGGAAAACUGGAGUCUGCUGGAUCAGGAUCACCACAAGUCAGUCUCUGAUGCUAUUAAAGCUUUGGAAGCUAGCACUAUUCAUCUUCCUGUUGUUUGUGGGGCAAGAGCUGAAGUUCUUAAGGUGCAAGAAGCAAUAACUUCAGCUGUUGACGUGAUGCAAGCCAUGGCAUCUUCAGUUUGCUCUUUGCUAGUGAAGAUGGAGCAGAUGAGCUUACUGGUUUCUGAACUGAGUAAAUUAAGUGCUCAGGAGCAUUGUUUGCUUGAGGAAUACAGAGAUUUGUUUUCGAGAACAUUCAUACCCAUGCAGGUGACUGAGUGUAGCCUGAGGAGCCAUAUAUUGCAAGCUGACGACAAGAAGCUUGGAAAAGAAAGUCCGACAGCCUGAUUUCUGAUUUUGUUUUACUGCUAACAUAAGAUAAAGUGACGAACUCACAAUCGUGUAUGUCCCGGAGAUGGUCGGAAAUUGUAUCUCAAUGAGUUUUUUAGGAGCAUAUGAAAAAUAUAAGUCAUAUUCGGGAAUUUUUGGUUGUAAUUUUCAUUGUUGGGUUGUAGACACCUAAUCCACAUGAGAUUCAGAUAUAUGUAUGUAGAGCCCCUCUUCUUAUAUUUUGAAAACG
Striga asiatica is the source of this 2144-nucleotide messenger RNA. Lineage: Eukaryota; Viridiplantae; Streptophyta; Magnoliopsida; Lamiales; Orobanchaceae. The record is from the annotation of a GenBank genome assembly.